AUGACCGACUCCCUCCACAACGCCCCCAUCGUCCUCGACAAUGGUUCGGGCACGAUCCGCGCCGGUUUCGCGGGCGACGACCUGCCCAAGUGCUACUUCCCCUCCUUUGUCGGCCGCCCCAAGCACCUCCGCGUCCUCGCCGGCGCGCUCGAGGGCGAGGUCUUCAUCGGCCAAAAGGCCGCCACGGAGCUGCGCGGCCUGCUCAAGAUCCGCUACCCGCUCGAGCACGGCAUCGUCACCGACUGGGACGACAUGGAGAAGAUCUGGGAGUACGUCUACGGCGAGGGCCUCAAGACGCUGAGCGAAGAGCACCCCGUCCUCCUGACCGAGCCGCCCCUCAACCCGCGCAGCAACCGCGACAUUGCCGCCCAGAUCCUCUUUGAGACGUUCAACGUGCCCGCCCUCCACACCUCCAUCCAGGCCGUCCUCUCGCUCUACGCCUCGGGCCGCACCACCGGCAUCGUCCUCGACUCGGGCGACGGCGUCUCCCACGCCGUCCCCGUCUACGAGGGCUUCGCCAUGCCCAGCAGCAUCCGCCGCAUCGACGUCGCCGGCCGCGACGUCACCGAGUACAUGCAGACCCUGCUGCGCAAGAGCGGCUACGUCUUCCACACGAGCGCCGAGAAGGAGGUCGUCCGCCUCAUCAAGGAGUCCGUCACCUACGUCGCCCACGACCCGCGCAAGGAGGAGAAGGAGUGGAUCCAGCGCUCCGGCGACCAGCCCAAGACGGCCGAGUACGUCCUGCCCGACGGCCACAAGCUCAAGAUUGGCGCCGAGCGCUUCCGCGCGCCCGAGAUCCUGUUCGACCCCGAGAUCAUCGGCCUCGAGUACCCCGGCGUCCACCAGAUCGUCGUCGACGCCAUCAACCGCACAGACCUCGACCUGAGGAAAUCCCUCUACAGCAACAUUGUCCUGUCCGGCGGCAGCACCCUGACCAAGGGCUUUGGCGAUCGUCUGCUGACCGAGCUGCAACGGCUGGCCGUCAAGGACAUGAGGAUAAAGAUCUUUGCGCCGCCCGAGCGCAAGUACUCUACCUGGAUCGGCGGGAGCAUCCUGGCUGGGCUGAGCACCUUCCGCAAGAUGUGGGUGAGCAUCGACGACUGGCAUGAGAACCCCGAUAUCAUCCACACCAAGUUCACGUAG
Molecule: messenger RNA, 1143 nt
Organism: Verticillium dahliae VdLs.17
Lineage: Eukaryota; Fungi; Ascomycota; Sordariomycetes; Glomerellales; Plectosphaerellaceae
Product: alpha-centractin
Exons: 3
Coding region: 1-1143 (380 amino acids)
Source: RefSeq, a predicted model, not a curated record